AUGAGAGGAUAUGAUAGAGAGGAAGAUGAAUAUUAUGAUGAAUAUGAGGUGGAAGGUGAAGAGCAAGUUGAGGAGGAGGAAUAUGAAGAGGAAGAACGGAAACCCACUGCAGAGGAAGUGGAAUAUCUUGAAUUAAGGGAGCGGAUUAAAGCACAAAUUAGAAAGAAGAUGCAGAAGGAAAGUGGUUCUGCUCUCACUAAAUCCCAAGAGAAGAAGAAAAAGCUUCCGUCGGACAAGUAUGGUUCAUUCUUUGGCCCUUCUCAGCCAGUUAUUGCUCAAAGAGUAAUUCAAGAAAGCAAGUCAUUACUAGAAAACCAACAUCUGGCUCUCAGAGUUCCAAACUCCCAGCAUGCUAAUAAAAAGAGCUCCUCUUCAACUGCCACAAGUUCCCAAAAUGGAGUACAUAGAGUCGUACCGAAACAAAAAAAUGAGCUAAAAACAAAAGCCCAAAAGCUCAAGGAUACAAGAGAUUAUUCCUUCUUGUUAACAGAUGAUGCAGAGCUCCCAGCUUCUACAAAAGAGCCUGCCCCUAGAAAUGCCUCUGCUCGAAACUCUGAGGCGAGAUCUGCUCAAGUGCCACAAAAGAGCAAACAACCACCCAGCAAGAGUGGCAGAAACAUUCAUGGCAGUCAUGAAGAAAGGAAGCCAGUUUCCAGGAAUGGCCAAAUGCAUUCUAAAGUAGGGUCACAAAAGCCAACUUAUGCAAAUAAACCCGAUGCAACAUCGAUGAACUCGAAAAGGCAGUUAGGUAUCAGCAAUGGGACUGGGCCUGGCCGGCCUGCACAGCCAAAAGGUUUGCCUUCAAAGACACCUGUUCCCAUCAUGCAGAAGAAGGCCUCUGCACCAAGUGUUAAAAAAAUCCUGCCUGCUAUGCACAAACCUAUCCCUUCAAAGUCAUCUGUUCCAAAGGAACACUGGGAACAGAGAAAAGGAUUACAAGAACCCAGUAAUGCUAAAAUGAUAGCAAAACAGCCAUUGGCAUCUUCAAAACAACAGAUAAAUAAGCCAAUCAAGCAAGUUUCGUCUCAUGCAUCGUUACAAGAUAACCGCCCCAAGAAAAAGCCUGUCAGAUCGUUCCCUGAUGAGUGCUCCGAUGACGAGGAUGCUUUCAAAUCAUGCCCUCUAAUUGUCAAGGUUGUGGGAGGCAAAAAAUAUGGUAAUCAUUAUGAUGACGACGACGACGAUAGUGACAUGGAGGCAAAUUUUGAUGACAUCAUGAAGGAAGAAAGGAGAAGUGCCAGAAUAGCACGAGAGGAAGAUGAAGAGCAACUCCGCUUGAUAGAAGAAGAGGAGCGACAAGAACGAAUGAGAAAGUUGGCAAAGAAGCGCAAGCUGACUUUAACUUUGCUUGAAUUGGUUGAAGAUUCAGAGAGAAAUGGAAGAGAGGUUUUAGAUUUGUUACGAGUAUUGUUCCUACAAGUAGCUAUCCGGGUAAAAUGA
Messenger RNA from Dovyalis caffra, 1440 nucleotides. The record is from the annotation of a GenBank genome assembly. Lineage: Eukaryota; Viridiplantae; Streptophyta; Magnoliopsida; Malpighiales; Salicaceae.